Molecule: messenger RNA, 7179 nt
Organism: Electrophorus electricus (electric eel)
Lineage: Eukaryota; Metazoa; Chordata; Actinopteri; Gymnotiformes; Gymnotidae
Source: RefSeq, a predicted model, not a curated record
UCCAGAGUGUACUGAGAGUGGCUGCUUGCUCUGUUCAGAGGCCCAGGUCUACUGCAGCGUACGGCCACUGAUCCACUGGUAAUAUCUUGUUGACAAUGAGAGGAAAUUUAGAGAAGAUUUUCUGAUUUAUUUGAGAAGGGUUCCAGGCAGAGAAUUUGACUAAUAGAAAGCUGGAGAAGUCUGGGACACUGUGCAGAUUUUGUCCAAAAUAAAGUCAUGCUGUUUCAAGUGCUGAAAAGUGGGUUUUAGGUUAGAAAGUUGACAUGUCAUACUUGAGAGAGAAGAAGGAAGCAGCACAAAGCACCCCUGAAAUUGCCUCUUGAGGAGAAUCAGCAGUUCUGUUCUGUACCCUUUCAACUAUCCAGCCUGAAGUUCCCACUUCUGAUGGCAUUUGUCAGCAUGCGAUGAUACUGUGGACACGUGCAUGGAAAGUCAAAGUUGGCAGGAGAGUAGGCAAGUAAACAGGUUCCCCAUUUCCUGGAGUGUUUGGAGAGCAAUGAGCAUAGAGGACUGGACUGCAGAGACAUGAGGAAUGCUUCGGAUCCCUAUGAUGAAGAGGAGGAUGACGACAAUCUGUCCUCUGAGCGUCAGAUCGUGGUGGGGAUAUGCUCCAUGAUGAAAAAAUCCAACUCCAAGCCCAUGACCCAAAUCAUGGAGCGACUGUGUAAGUUUGAGUACAUCACUGUCGUCAUCUUCCCAGAGGAUGUUAUACUCAAUGAACCCGUGGAGAAGUGGCCCCUGUGUGACUGUCUCAUCUCUUUCCACUCCAAAGGAUUUCCCCUGGACAAAGCUGUGAGUUAUGCCAAAUUAAGGAACCCCCUUCUUAUCAAUGACCUCCAUAUGCAGUAUUUCAUUCAGGACAGGAGAGAAGUGUAUCGUAUUCUGCAAGAGGAGGGCAUCGACCUGCCACGCUACGCUGUGUUGAACCGGGACCCUGACAGACCCAAGGAAUGUAACCUGGUGGAGGGAGAAGACCAUGUUGAAGUGAAUGGGGAAGUCUUUCAUAAGCCUUUUGUGGAGAAGCCUGUAUCUGCAGAGGACCACAAUGUGUACAUCUACUACCCGACCCCGGCAGGAGGGGGCAGCCAGCGACUCUUCCGGAAGAUUGGGAGCCGCAGCAGUGUGUACUCUCCCGAGAGCGCAGUUCGCAAAACUGGUUCUUAUAUUUAUGAGGAAUUCAUGCCUACAGAUGGUACAGAUGUGAAGGUGUACACAGUAGGACCUGACUAUGCCCACGCAGAAGCCCGAAAGUCCCCAGCACUGGAUGGAAAGGUGGAGCGAGACAGCGAGGGCAAAGAGAUCCGCUACCCAGUCAUGCUCACAGCCAUGGAGAAACUAGUGGCCCGAAAAGUGUGUCUGGCAUUCAAGCAAACGGUAUGCGGUUUUGACCUGCUCAGAGCAAAUGGACACUCCUUUGUCUGUGAUGUAAAUGGCUUUAGCUUUGUAAAGAACUCCAUGAAAUACUAUGACGACUGUGCCAAAGUCCUGGGGAACAUGGUAAUGCGGGAGCUGGCUCCUCAGUUGCACAUCCCUUGGUCCAUCCCCAUGGAAGCAGAGGACAUCCCUAUAGUCCCUACGACCUCAGGAACCAUGAUGGAGCUCCGCUGCGUGAUUGCAGUUAUUCGACAUGGAGACCGCACGCCCAAACAGAAGAUGAAGAUGGAAGUGCGGAAUGCCCUGUUCUUCGAUCUGUUUGAGAAGUAUGGUGGUUACAAGAGUGGUAAGCUGAAGCUGAAGAAGCCAAAACAGUUGCAGGAGGUGCUGGAUAUUGCUCGUCAGCUCCUAUCCGAAUUGGGUCAGCACAAUGACUGCGAGAUCGAGGAGAAGAAAUCCAAACUGGAACAGCUGAAGACUGUACUGGAGAUGGAAUCCAGCCUGAACGAUAAUCAGUAUGGCCAUUUCUCUGGGAUUAACCGGAAGGUGCAGCUGACCUAUCUACCCAACGGCCAACUGAAGGCAUCGAGCGAAGAAGAAGACACUCUGAUGAGUGGUCCUUCCCUGCUGCUGGUGCUGAAGUGGGGAGGGGAGCUGACCCCCGCCGGCCGUGUUCAGGCAGAGGAGCUGGGCAGGGCUUUCCGCUGCAUGUACCCGGGAGGGCAAGGUGACUACGCAGGCUUCCCUGGCUGUGGCCUUCUGCGUUUACACAGCACCUACCGCCAUGACCUCAAGAUCUAUGCCUCAGAUGAGGGACGCGUGCAGAUGACUGCUGCAGCCUUUGCAAAGGGCUUGCUGGCACUGGAGGGUGAGCUCACCCCCAUCCUGGUGCAGAUGGUGAAGAGCGCCAACAUGAAUGGCCUGUUGGACAGUGACAGCGACUCGCUCACCGACUGCCAGCAGCGUGUCAAAGCUCGUCUGCACGACAUUAUGCAGAAGGACCAGGACUUCACGGAGGAAGACUACCAGAAGCUGGCUCCGACUAGCAGCCCCUCCUUGCUAAACUCCAUGAAGAUCAUCCAGAAUCCUGUCAGGACAUGUGACAAGGUCUACGCUCUCAUCCAAAGCCUCACCCGUCAGAUCCGCAGCCGGCUGGAGGACCCCAAAUCCGCGAGCCUGCAGUUGUACCACAGCGAGACCCUAGAGCUGAUGUUACAACGCUGGUCCAAGCUGGAGAGGGACUUCCGCAUGAAGAAUGGCCGCUACGACAUCAGCAAAAUCCCAGACAUCUACGACUGCAUCAAGUACGACACGCAGCACAACAGCUCGCUGGGUCUGGAGGACACGCUGGAGCUCUUCCGGCUGUCGCGGGCACUUGCCGACAUCAUCAUUCCUCAGGAGUAUGGGAUUAGUAAACUGGAGAAGCUGGACAUUGCCAGUGCAUACUGCCUGCCACUGUUUAGGAAGAUCCAGCUGGACCUGCAGAGGACUCAUGAGGAUGAGGCUGUCAACAAGCUCCACCCACUGUGGUUCAGGUACUCGCGUGGCGUGAUGUCUCCGGGUCGCCACGUGCGUACCCGGCUUUACUUCACCAGUGAGAGCCACGUGCACUCCCUGCUCAGCAUCUUCCGCUACGGAGGCCUUCUCAAUGAGGGGAAGGAUGAACAGUGGAAGCAGGCCAUGGACUAUCUUAGUGCUGUAACUGAACUCAACUACAUGACUCAGAUAGUCAUUAUGCUGUAUGAAGACAACAAUAAGGAUCCAUCUUCAGAAGAGCGCUUUCAUGUAGAGCUGCACUUCAGUCCGGGGGUCAAGGUCUGCCCAGAUGAGGAGAAUGCACCAAUGGGCUUUGGGUUCCGCCCUGCCUCUGCUAAGAGUCAAGAGGACCUGGGCAGUCUGGAGGAUUUGUCUAAGGAUGAGCCUGAUCACACUGCACUCACGGAGCCCCUGAGCAUCCACAGGAAGUCGCCAUUGCUUGCCAACCGCAAGGCUGGCUCCAUGGAGGUCCUCUCUGAGUGCAGCACUUCCUUCAGUGGAGCCAUCUAUCGUAUAUUCCCCUCAUGUUCCCGCCAGUCCCCUGAGGUGAAGUCCAGUGGCCUGGGAUCCCUGCACACGGGCCUCUUCAGUGCCUCCUUCCGAGGGGUGUCCUCCAGUGCCCCUAACCUACGAGAGCUAGCCAGAGCCCAGCGCAAAAAGGCCACCUCCCCCAGGAGGCAGUCUAGUAGGCACGAGUUGCUCUCAAUGCCGGCUAUAAAGAGGUUUUCUGUGUCAUAUGCCAGGCAUCCAACUAAUGAAUCUACAGAGGAGCAGCAGCAGGUAGCUGAAUUGCUGGGUGGGCUCUUGGCUGACCCUGUGUUGUCUCAGCACCUCCACCGCUGCUCCUACCACCUCCGCCUGUUCACCAGCUGGCUGUGCUCCCAGCCGGAGCCGCGCGACUGUUUCUCCGGUUUCGAAGGCUGCUCGAUGGUGCCCUCUAUCUACCCAUUGGAGACACUGCACAACUCCCUCUCCCUGAAACAAGUGGAUGAGUUCCUCAGCAAAGUGUGUGAAAGCAGGAAUGAGACCCUCACCAAAACAAUGAAGUGUUUCUCAGCUAUGUUUGACUCCCAGUUCCAACCUUCUAUGCAGCCUGAGAGUCUGGAAAGAGCCCACUCUUCUGUAGCUCCUGCACAGCCAGCCCAGCCUGUCUGGUCAAUCCUACUAGUGCUGCAUCCAGUUCAGGACCUUCAUCAAUCUCCAUGGUGGAGCCUCCAUCAGCCUUCAACUUCAGCAGCGAGUAGACCUCACGCUGCACCUCAGUCUGCCUAUCCUGAUCUGAGAUCAGCUUCAGCAGCAAGCUGCACUCAUCUCCUCUCAGCAAACCUAUCCCGAUCCAGGAUCCUCUCUCUCUCUCUCUCUCGGAGCAGUACAGGGGGCAGAAGGUAAACCUAGAUCAGCAAGCAGCUUCUUCCUGAAGUCCACACAGGGGCUGCUGGUCUGCUCACCUUUGCAUUUGGUGUAUUUCAUUUAGUAAUGUGAAGCUGCUUUGCCUUCAGAGAAAGAGCAUUACUUGGGCUGUCUGGUAACAGAUAGAGACUACUGAAUCCAUUAAUUAGCUGCACUUCCAUACCUCUGUGUUCUGAGCGAGUGAGAUCUUAAUUAUAGUCCACACUAAGCAGUGUGAAGAUGAAGAGACUGGAAUACACACUGGUAAUUGUCCCUUCUCACAGCUGAUUGCAGCUGUCGGCCUCUUCUUGCAGCAGUGCAAUUUCAUUGGACGAUGACAUCACUCCAUGCUCAGCAGCAGCUAAAAGAUGCAGGCAGACCAAUCAGCAUGCAGUUUUGUUUAUCUUGAGGAAGCUGAGUGGACAUGUCUCCCCCGCACCUACAGCUGAGUCAUGGUGCCAGUAAAUACACAAAUACGUGAAAACAGUUAUACUGCAGCCAGUCGACCAAGCACAGAUUUUUAAUAACUUCUUUGAUAUUUUCUGAGGUUAAUGUUUUAAUGUUGGGCAUUCUCUUUUAAGACUAAAAUAUAUAUAAUGCGAAUCAUUUAAAUGAUAGAUGAUGAUGAUGAUGAUGAUUUGAGUGAAACAGAAUGAUUUGUAUGGCCUAAUAAUAACAGUAUCGGGCAGUGUACUUCUGCUAGCAACUGUGCCUUAGCCUUAUCGUGUAUUACAAGUUUGUUUUGCCUUUUUUUUUUUUUUUUUUUUUUUUUUUUUUACUGAACUUUCCAGCCAGCCAGACCUGUACCUCUUCUGUGAAUACCUAGGUACUCUGGUAAUGUCUGUAAGGGCUAAGUGAGAGUGUAAGGGCUAAAAGGGCUGCUGUUCUUGUCAGAGUGUUACUUGUGAAAUUUAAUUGAAUUUAUUUAAUUUUGAGAUCUAGGUAAAUACAUAUAUAAAUGUAUUACAUUAAUAAAAUAAUGGGUGUAAAGAUCAGUGGAUUUUUUAAUAUAAGUUAUGAUGCAUAAUCAGCUUGAGAGAUUCUGAGUUUUGUUCAGUCAUUAUAAGGAAUGAUGGGGAAACAACAGUAUAUUAUAAGAUUCUGGAAAAUAAUUCUAAAAUAAUGUUAGAACUAACAUGGACAUUACCAUUCUUUCCAACUGAAUUUUGCAGUUUUGAAGCUGCAUUUAGAGGCUUAACGUUUAAUUCAGGACAUUGAAAUCCACUAAUGAUGACUCAUGCUUUGCCCUCUGCUGUGCUGCGUUGCUAUGGUAACAGAUUCUGAAUGCCAUUGACUUCUGCUAUGAAAACCUGGCUGAACUAGUGACUGUGCAGUACAGGAGAAAGAAAGGGGGAGAUUGAGACAAUGGGACAAAGAGUGAGUUUAUUCUGAAUAAGUCACAUCCAGACUUCACAGGAAGCCAAAUGGUGAUGUAAUUUCUACCACAUUCCUGGUUUUCAUUCAGUGAGGGGUAGGAAGGAGUUUCCCACAGGCAUUUGAUAUGUCUGCAUUGUGGGCCAAAUGAGGAAAAAGUGCAUUACCUCCCUUUCAUCCAAAUGGUAAUCAGUUCUGCAACAUUUGAUUUGUUUAUGAUGGAGACUUUGCUAAUAUCCGAUUAUGUACUUCUCUCUAGAUAGUCUUGUCUCUUUUUUUCUUAGCCAUUUUCUAUCAAAAAUAUCUAUCUCCAGUUAGAUACCUGGCCCACAGAACUCUAAUAGUUUAUCUUGUAGUGUAUGUUGUCAUAGCAACUGCUUUUAGGAGAGCAGUAAGUGGUUGAGGCUGUGAGAGCUGGCAAAGUUUGUCAUGGUUACCUAAACAGCAGGCUAAUUGCCAGGCUGUGACUUUCUCUAGUGUUGGCUGGAUCUGGAAACCUUGUCAGACCUGUUUGCCUGCUCAGUUGACACGAGCUCUACAGAGCUGGAAUCACAGAACAGUCCCAGUCAGCGUUGUACUGACUGCUUCAUGUUAUUUCCUAUGUGCUUACGCUUAACCUGAAAAGGCAGCAUUAUAUCUAGCCAAAAGUGUCUGACUAAUGUGAGAUCAUAAAAAAGACAAUUUCAGAGUUUUGGCAUGAAGAAUUUUUUUAAUUGAUGAUCACCAGGAUGGUUCCUUUUUUACAAUAAAUCAGCAGAAAUCUAUUUUUUCAUUUAGAGUUGAAAGAGAUUGUAUGGAAUAUUGCACUAAAGAAGAACAGAACCAAGAUUCAUACAGCGGCAAAAAACAGGAACUAUCACAGCGUCUUCUCAACAACAUCUUAGGGCAAACAGAAGCAAAGCCCAGUAAUAUGCAUAUUUCAGUACUAUUAAGACAGUUAGCUUGAUCAAAUAUACCUUUUAUAAAUUGGUAUUUUUGUUUAAUUUCAGUUAUUAAAUGAGUACAUUCAGGAUUAUAACUAAUAAGAUCACAUGCAGAAAAUGAUGCAUUGGCAUGAGAUAUGAGCCAAUGAGUCCAUUCCUUUUUGAGAAUGGGUUUUAGAAGGAUGAAACUGAACUGAUCUUACCAUUGAAGUCUUUUUGUUUGUUGAUAAGUACUGAAUUACACCAAUGCUAGAAUGACGCAAAAUGAAAACAAUCCACAAGAAUAAGUUUGUCAGCUUGUCUGAUUGGUAUGUACAAGUCUAUGUAAGUAGAGGAGUUGUGCAUCAUUCUUUUUUAUUUCUUCUUUCACAUUUCAAGUCAUUUUCAGGAGAAAACCCUACAAGUGUACUUUGUACUGGAUUCAGUGUUAUGAGUGAGGGAAAGCCCUCUGCAAGCCAUUUCUGAGUUGUCUUGAGAGGAAACUCAGUUGUUGAGAGUAAUGUAUUCUUUAAAAUUGGAAUCAGCAACUGCUGAUAUACAGCAAUGAGUCUAGAGUAAUGUUUUGACACACGGCACUCAUCUA